Messenger RNA from Leptosomus discolor (cuckoo roller), 2971 nucleotides. The record is from RefSeq and is a predicted model, not a curated record. NCBI's taxonomy places the organism in Eukaryota, Metazoa, Chordata, Aves, Leptosomiformes, Leptosomidae.
GAGAAUAUCAACCAGCAAAGUAACAAUUCUGGGGUAUGGCCUGUUAACUUCUGAUGCACAGACUUUAAUAGACACUUUGUACAGGCAGAACUUUAAGGUAGUUGUGGUUGAUGAAUCACACUAUAUGAAAUCCAGAAAUGCCACCCGCAGCAAGAUUUUGUUGCCAAUUGUGCAGAAAGCUCUUAGAGCUAUUCUUCUUACUGGAACUCCUGCUCUAGGAAGACCUGAAGAGCUUUUCAUGCAGAUUGAGGCACUGUUUCCAAGAAGAUUUGGAACUUGGAGUGAAUAUGCCAAAAAAUACUGCAAUGCUCGUGUCAGGUUUUUUGGUAAAAGAACUCAGUGGGACUGUAGAGGAGCUUCAAAUUUAGAAGAACUACAUCAACUUUUAAGUGAAAUAAUGAUCAGAAGACUGAAGAACGAUGUUCUAACUCAGUUGCCUCCCAAAGUCAGGCAACGUAUUCCAUUUGACCUCCCACAAGCUGCAGCUAAGAAUUUGAAUACCACUUUUGCAGAGUGGGAGAAAUUAAUGAGAAAUCUGAGUUCAGAUGCCACUGAAAGCCACUUUUCUCAAGUCAUGAACCUAAUCACACGCAUGUAUAAAGAAACAGCCAUUGCCAAGGCAGGAGCAGUAAAGGACUAUAUCAAAAUGAUGCUUGAAAAUGACAAACUGAAGUUUCUAGUUUUUGCUCAUCACUUAAGCAUGCUUCAAGCCUGUACAGAGGCAGUUAUAGAAAAUAAGGUUCGCUACAUACGAAUAGAUGGGAGUGUUCCUUCUGCAGAAAGAAUACAUCUUGUCAAUCAGUUUCAGAAGGAUCCUGAUACCCGGGUUGCUAUUUUGAGUAUUCAAGCAGCUGGUCAGGGUUUAACUUUCACUGCUGCUACUCACGUUGUGUUUGCUGAAUUAUAUUGGGAUCCAGGCCACAUUAAGCAAGCAGAAGACAGAGCACACCGAAUUGGGCAGUGCAGUUCUGUGAAUAUUCACUUCCUCAUUGCAAAAGGAACAAUGGAUACUCUUAUGUGGGCAAUGCUGAAUCGCAAGGCCAAAGUUACAGGCAGCACCCUAAAUGGCAAGAAAGAGAAAAUGCAGGCUGAAGAAGGUGAUAAGGAGAAAUGGGAUUUUUUGAGUUUUGCUGAGACCUGGACCCCAAAUGAAAGUCUAGAGGAUCCCAAAAAUGAACUUUUAUUUACACAUUUUGAAAAGGAAAAACAGCAUGACAUACGUUCUUUCUUCUCCCCAAAAUCCUCCACUGAGAAGAAACGCAAAAUAUUUGCUGGUAAUGACUCGUUACAUAAUGAUCCAGAAUCUUCUGAAGUCUUGAAAGAAGAGGAUGCAGAGAAGAGCAACGAAAACCUGGAUCCCACAAGAAUAAGUGAUGUGGAUACAAUAUGUCAUGAAAGUACCUGUGAACGAGAAGCUAAAAGAGCAAGAAGCAUAAGUGGAUCUUCUCCAGUCAUCUCCAGUAACAAAAAGAAAAAAUCUUUGACUGGAAAAAAGCCCUCUUUGUUUUCAGAAAACAACAAUGAAGUCUUUCCUUGUGGCUUCAGUACUUCAAGCAAAAGUACGGCUUUAAAUAAAGUUUGGCACUGUAGUGCUUGCACUUACAGUAAUAAUGAGUUGCUCCCUUACUGUGAAAUGUGCAACUGCCCUCAGAGCAGCAAUGUUGAGAGAAAAGGUGAAGCUUCCACGAGUCAAACUGAGGAAGACGUGUCAAAGGACUCCAGAAGAAAUGAAGAGAGCGCAGAGUGUGAUGCUGAAGAUAGGAGAGAAGAGGUUGGGGAAAUGGUGACCCAGCAAUCUGUUGAAAUCAGCGAACAGGAAACUGUUGAAAUUGAAAAUGGAGAAAAUGAAAAAAAGUGUGGAGAAGGAGAUGCAGGUAAAUCGGAGUAUGUUGAAAUAUAUGAUGGGCUUAUGUUUUGUGCAAGCAGGAAUACUGAUAGAAUUCACCUCUAUACAAAGGAUGGUGAACAACUGAAUCAUAAUUUCAUUCCGUUGGACAUACAGCUGGAUAACUGGGAGGAUUUACCGGAGACUUUCCAGCAUAAACGAAAUCGUUCAUCGAUACUGAGGUUUGUGAAAGAAUGGAGUCAUCUGACAGCGAUGAAACAGAGGAUUGUCAGAAAAAGUGGUCAGGUAUUUUGUAGUCCUAUCCAUGCUGCAGAGGAGUUGUCUAAAAAGCAGUCCGCAGUCAGCAGCACAAAAAGGUACGUGACCAAGGAGGAUGUCGCAGCAGCCUCACUUAUCAAAGCCAGCAGCAGCGGGGGCAGCGUGCGCCUCAUCUCAAAAGAAAGUAGGGUUUGUGUGAAGAGGGAGAACGCUUCUGUUGAAGAAUCGGGUCAUUCAACAAAGUUGCUCUCAGAAAAUGGGAAAGGUCCAUCAGCUCUUCUCUCGGCGCAGACUGAAGCUGAAGGCUCCCCCCUCUCCAAAGGGUAUUUGCAAGCCUUGGACAGCCAAGGGAACCCGCUGUGUCUCAGCUGCCAGCAGCCGACAGCUCACCUUGAGCCAGGCUGCCAGGCCCGUGCUUGGGACACACGGUUCUGCUCUCAUGCCUGCCAGGAGGACUUCUCGAUUCGCUCUAGUCAGAGCUACCUUAGGACUAAAGUGUUUGAAAUUGAACAUGGUGUUUGCCAGUUUUGUAACCAAAACGCCCAGGAGCUUUAUCUCCGCAUCAGAGGUGCGCCCAAGAGUCAGCGGAAGAAACUUCUGGAGAGUUCUUGGAUGUCUCACCUUCCGCUUGGGCAGUUGAAUGAAAUUAUAACAAACCCGACGGAAGGCCAGUUCUGGCAGGUAGACCACAUCAAGCCCGUUUACAGUGGAGGAGGACAGUGCUCCCUGGAAAACCUUCAGACUCUGUGUACGGUCUGCCACAGAGAGAGAACUGCAAAUCAGGCCAAGGAAAGAAGCCAGAUGAAGAGGCGCUCUUUAGCUACAAAGUACGGCUGUGAUAUCACACAAUUUUUUGUGAAGAUGUAA